Alexandromys fortis (reed vole) is the source of this 973-nucleotide messenger RNA. It is a transcript of the gene Pdx1, whose product is annotated as pancreatic and duodenal homeobox 1. Gene Ontology annotation, biological process: type B pancreatic cell differentiation; regulation of transcription by RNA polymerase II. The transcript has 2 exons. Gene Ontology annotation, cellular component: nucleus. Gene Ontology annotation, molecular function: RNA polymerase II cis-regulatory region sequence-specific DNA binding; DNA-binding transcription factor activity, RNA polymerase II-specific. The coding region runs from base 57 to 908 and encodes 283 amino acids. Lineage: Eukaryota; Metazoa; Chordata; Mammalia; Rodentia; Cricetidae. The record is from RefSeq and is a predicted model, not a curated record.
GCCUGGCUUGCAGAUACCAACUCGGGGCGGCUGCCCCCCAAGUGCCGGCUGCCACCAUGAACGGUGAGGAGCAGUACUAUGCGGCCACACAGCUCUACAAGGACCCGUGCGCAUUCCAGAGGGGCCCGGUGCCAGAGUUCAGCGCUAACCCCCCUGCGUGCCUGUACAUGGCCCGCCAGCCCCCACCUCCUCCGCCACCCCAAUUCGCAGGCGCCCUGGGAACACUGGAGCAGGGAAGUCCCCCGGACAUCUCCCCAUACGAAGUGCCCCCGCUCGCCGAAGACCCUGCGGUGGCGCACCUCCACCACCUCCCAGCUCAGCUCGGGCUCGCCCACCCGCCCUCCGGGCCUUUCCCGAAUGGAACAGAGCCUGGGGGCCUGGAAGAGCCCAGCCGCGUUCAGCUCCCUUUUCCGUGGAUGAAAUCCACCAAAGCUCACGCGUGGAAAGGCCAGUGGGCAGGCGGUGCGUAUGCAGUGGAGCCGGAGGAGAACAAGCGGACCCGUACAGCCUACACGCGGGCGCAGCUGCUGGAGCUGGAGAAGGAAUUCUUAUUUAACAAAUACAUAUCCCGGCCUCGCCGGGUGGAGCUGGCAGUGAUGCUGAACUUGACUGAGAGACACAUCAAAAUCUGGUUCCAAAACCGUCGCAUGAAGUGGAAGAAGGAAGAGGAUAAGAAGCGAAGUAGCGGGACCGCAAGCGGGGGCGGUGGGGGCGAAGAACCAGAGCAGGAUAGUGCGGUGACCUCGGGCGAGGAGCUGCUGGCGUUGCCGCCUCCGCCACCUCCGGGUGGUGCUGUACCCCCAGGCGUCCCCGCUGCAGCCAGAGAGGGCCGGCUGCCUCCGGGCCUUAACUCGUCACCACAACCCUCCAGCGUAGCGCCUCUGCGACCACCGCAGGAACCUCGGUGAGGAUCGCAGGCUGAGGAUGAGCGAGCGGGUCUAGGACCCCGAGUAUGGAUGGACGCGCUGCGUGU